AUGAAGGCUUCUCUUCUGGUCCUGCUCGUCGUAGCCCUGUGCACAGAGAGGGCUUCUUCUUUGACCUGCUUCACGUGCAAAGAUGCAACUUCCAACAUACACUGCCUCAGCACCACUACAUGCUCUGACCACGAGAAAUACUGUCUCACCACCUAUUCCACCACGGGAUUCGGCGACGAGCGCAACCAACGUAUCAACAAGAAAUGUUCUGCCUACUGCCCAACAAUUGACCUGAACAUUGGCGUAGCGGGCGUGGCCACCAGCUGCUGUGAGACCUCCUUGUGCAACAUCAGUGGUGCCAGCAGCGUGAAAACCAGCUACACCGUGAUAGCUCUGGGUGCCUUGGCCAGUCUGGCUUGCAUCCUCAGGAUGGGCUACUAA
Molecule: messenger RNA, 381 nt
Organism: Merops nubicus (carmine bee-eater)
Lineage: Eukaryota; Metazoa; Chordata; Aves; Coraciiformes; Meropidae
Product: lymphocyte antigen 6E-like
Exons: 3
Coding region: 1-381 (126 amino acids)
Molecular function (GO): acetylcholine receptor inhibitor activity
Source: RefSeq, a predicted model, not a curated record